This is a messenger RNA of Dendrobium catenatum, 675 nucleotides long. RefSeq lists its product as uncharacterized. The record is from RefSeq and is a predicted model, not a curated record. The transcript has a single exon. Bases 1 to 675 code for a protein of 224 amino acids. NCBI's taxonomy places the organism in Eukaryota, Viridiplantae, Streptophyta, Magnoliopsida, Asparagales, Orchidaceae.
AUGGAUGCCACCAAGUUGGCAUUGGAUCCCGCUUCAGCUGUGCGCUCUGCGAUUUUGAUCUCCACACUCACUGUGCAGACGCCACCCCCAAUGCCUCAGCUCUUCGCCACUCUUUCUACAAAAAAAUGUUAUUUUCAAUUCAUACCUUACCCGCCCGGGGACUGCCCUCGCUACUGCAAUGCUUGCGGCCAAAGUAUCGCCGGUUUUGUCUACCACUGUCGCAAGUGCGGGAAUUACCUCCACCCCUGCUGUGCUGCUCUCCCACAUGUUAUCAAUGCCAACGGCAGCCUUCGCCUCCACCUGCACCACAAAACUUCAGCGCCUUGCGACAAGUGUGGGUGGAAGGGGAAAAGUUGGUGUUAUAGGAGCGAUUGCAAAAAAAUUAACUUGCAUGUGGCUUGCGCCAUAAAAUUGUGGUUGGAUAACAUGAAUGAGCUUCAUUAUGGCAGAGGCGACAGCAACGGCGACCUUAGCGAUGGAAUGACCAUGGUGUUGAGGAAUAAGUUUCCGAUUAUUGAAGCAGAGGGGAACAACCGUCACAGGAGGAGCUGGAUGGGAAAGUUGAAGAAAUGCUCUAAGUUGGCAGUGCUGGCAGUGAAGUUUAUCAUUGCGGCAAUGCUCGGGGAUCCCACGACUCUGAUUACAGGGGUUAUCACGUCUCUUCUUUCUGAAUGA